Messenger RNA from Oryzias melastigma (Indian medaka), 2123 nucleotides. RefSeq names its product synaptoporin (gene synpra). The transcript is spliced from 6 exons. NCBI's taxonomy places the organism in Eukaryota, Metazoa, Chordata, Actinopteri, Beloniformes, Adrianichthyidae. The record is from RefSeq and is a predicted model, not a curated record. The coding region runs from base 126 to 941 and encodes 271 amino acids. Gene Ontology annotation, cellular component: synaptic vesicle; synaptic vesicle membrane.
GCGCCAGAGGAGAAAGUGUUUACUCGCGGCAGACACAUCAGUCGGCUCUCCUGCUUGCGGUUGGAGGUUGUCCACAUCCAUUUCCACGGAAAACAUAAUCAUCAUCAUAGUGCCUGCUCGCUGACAUGGACACCGCUAACCAGCUCGCAUCUGUGGGGACGUUUCAGGUGCUGAAGCUGCCUCUGGCAUUUAUCCGUGUUUUGGAAUGGCUCUUUUCCAUCUUUGCUUUUGCGACAUGCGGCGGCUACUCAGGACAGCUGCGUGUGAGUGUGGACUGCAUGGAGAAGGCAAGCAGCAACCUGAGCAUGGCCAUUGACUUUGCUUAUCCUUUUAGGUUAUAUCAGGUGUCUUUUGAAGCCCCCGUGUGUGAGGCCACGAGGAGGGAGCGCGUGUUCCUUACUGGAGACUACUCCUCAUCUGCUGAGUUCUUCGUAACCAUUUCCGUCUUUGCCUUCCUGUAUUCCCUCAUGGCCACCACCGUCUACGUCUUCUUUCUGAACAAGUACCGUGAGAACACUCGAGGGCCGUUCAUUGACUUUAUAGUGACUGUGGUGUUCUCCUUCAUGUGGCUGGUCAGCUCCUCUGCUUGGGCCAAAGCUCUGUCUGAUGUGAAAGUAGCCACUGACCCAGAUGAGGUCCAGCUCCUCAUCCCCGCCUGCAAGGACCCAACAAACAAGUGUGGCUCUCUCAAUGGACCUCGCUGGUCUGGACUCAACACAUCAGUGGUGUUCGGGUUCCUCAACUUUGUCCUUUGGGCUGGCAACAUCUGGUUUGUCUUUAAGGAGACCACUUGGCACAAGGGGACUUCAAAGUUGGCAGCCGGAGCAUCUGAGAAACAGGCCGGCACAUUUACCCAGCAGCCCUACAACCACGGCAGCCUGGACCAGCCGUCCGAAUACAGCCAGGUGGGGGGGCCCACCUCCUACUCCAAUCAAAUGUAGCUUUGUCCUUUCACAAGUGGCACUUCUACGUCUUCAACCCAAGGCAUCAGUGAGUGAUGGUAAAGCAGGACGGUACGGUUUGUCAUCUGUGAGCAAAAAAAAGCAGUCGAGUACAGCCAUUGUAGAUAAAAGUAUUGUGGGGUAUUGUACAAAAUGAUUCGAUGUAGUAUUUUUCUCAUUCUCAUUAAAAGGUUGUGUUUGCUGAUUGUUGUACUUUAGUGGUUGGAAACUCUCAGUGAUGGUCAUUGUGCUCGAUAACUGCCAUACACUGUUUCAAUUUGGUGUCUCUUUCCAAGUGGUUUGCACUCCUGUGUUUGAGGGGAAAAGUUCUCUGUAUAAGUCUUAAAGUGCAUGACGUUUGUGUAAUACUAAGCUUUCUGUCAAGUGAGGAAAAAAGUCUUAUGUCUAAAAGUUUACAAAAUAGACUCCAAACCACCUGCGAGUCGGAGCAGGAUGAAUUGGGGGCAGGAAAUGGAAGUUUACAUUAAAGCACAGCUCUGACAGCUCACUGGUAACUUAUCAGGUAUUACAGAACUUUUUAAAUCUAACGGGAGAUAUUUUUAAUAGUACUUUUUAAAUUUGAUAUGUGCUGAAAAAAAAUAAUUUUGUUAUUUUUUUUACUUAGAUUUGUUUGUCUUUAAAGUGUGAUAAAGAAAACCCAAAGCGAUACCUGCAUUCUAUAAAGCACACUUUGCAAGGUUUGUGCUACAAAGAAACGUUUAUAUGCAACUGCUUUAGCAUGCAGUUAUUGUCUUUAUGGUUUUAUUUUUAGCAGAGUCACUAUAAAUUACUGUUGCUGUUCUUAUGCUUUCUUUCAAAUGCUCUAAAUAUCAGUAAAUCCAAAGUCCAGAAGCUCCAUCAUAGCCCAGCAAAAAAGCAUCACCAGAGUGUCAAUAAAAAAAGUUACAUGUGAGUUAACCUGUAUGUAAGUGAAAGAUUACAGUUUUAAGUUCUGUGCAGUCAGUGUGGGAUCAGAGGGAACGUCUCAGUUACUGUCUGUGUACAUAGUAUGACUUUGUAUUUUUGUCGUUUGACCUUCUGCGCAUGCGGCUUGCAUUAGUGUACUGAAGUAAACUGAACAUUCCAUGUGUUAUGGUCUUAUGUCCAGGACUGAUGUUUUAAGUGUGGAUGAUGUUUUGCAGGACUUUAAGCUAAUAAAGAUACAUAAUUAAUGAAUGCUGA